Messenger RNA from Beauveria bassiana ARSEF 2860, 2727 nucleotides. Its product is annotated as small nucleolar ribonucleoprotein complex subunit Utp14. Bases 1 to 2727 code for a protein of 908 amino acids. The transcript has 3 exons. NCBI's taxonomy places the organism in Eukaryota, Fungi, Ascomycota, Sordariomycetes, Hypocreales, Cordycipitaceae. The record is from RefSeq and is a predicted model, not a curated record. Gene Ontology annotation, cellular component: small-subunit processome; nucleolus. Gene Ontology annotation, biological process: rRNA processing.
AUGCCCGGACGCCAAUCACACGGGAGGCCGCUCCUGGCAGCGGCUAAGACCAAAAAUAUCAAAAGAUCAAAGUCUCGGUCGCAAAAGAGCGCGCUGAAUGCCUUCAAUACAGCAUCGGAGCAGUACCCCACCAGAAUAAAAAAGACGCCGCGUGUGCGCGAGCUCGAUGCCGAAAUUGAGCGAAAGCAUGGCCGCGAUGAUGAAGACGAUGACGACGGCGACGACGAUGAGGAGCCUACGAGGAAAAAGACAAAGCGACCAGCUCGUGCUCAGAAUACCGACGCCGAAUUUGGAAGCGAUAGCGAAGGAAAUGAGUGGCAGCUCGGCGGCAUGGCCGAAGAUGACGAAGAUUCUGAAAUUGAUAGUGACGACGCUUUUGGCGAUAGCGAUAACGAAAAAUUCGAGGAGUACCAGUUUCGUGGUAGCAAAUCAAAGUCAAAGGAUGAGGACUCUGAUAGUGACGACUCAAACGAUGACGAAGGAGAGACCCUUGGAGCCGAGGCUAUUGAUCUGGCGACUGCUCUAGACCAAUUCGAAGAAGACUCUGACGAAGAAGAAGGCAGUCAGGACGGCUCCGACGAUGAAGAUGAGGACGAGAAUGGCUCCGACGAUGACGAUGACGAUGACGACAGUGAAUAUGAGGACGCAGAAGAAGCUGAUCCCGAGAAGUUGGACGCUCUGCAAGGCCUCAUUUCCGGUUUCGGUGGAGAGGAAGACGAUGCCGCCGAAAAGCCGUCUUCCAAGCAAAAGAUCAGCUUUGGCGAUCUCGGUCUUGCAGGCCUCAACGAUCCAUUGAUGCGAAAGUCUGUCAAACUCAUGAAUAAGGAAGAAAAGGAAAAGCGGCCGGGCGCUUCCAAAAAGCUCGACGUGCCGCUUUCCCGACGAGAGCAGGGUCGCCUAGACCGCAGCGCCGCCUACGAAACAACCAACAAGACGCUUGACCGCUGGACAGAGACUGUCAAGGCGAAUCGUCGUGCUGAGCACUUGGUGUUUCCCCUGCCCGAAAAUGCCGCGGACGCUGGUGUCGACCGCACAGAGCUCCAGCCGCUGUCGACGGCCAAGCCCGCCAACGAGCUCGAAUCCACAAUCAUGUCCAUCAUGGAGCAAAGCGGGCUCAGCAUGGCGAAGCCUGAGAAGCCAAAAAAGGUCGAGUACGACGAAGAGGGCAACGAGCUGUCGAAGCGGGAAAUCGUCAACCGCCGACGUCUGGAGCGCGAGCUCAACUCGCGCGAAACCAAGCGCGCCGCGCGUGUCAAGAAGAUCAAGAGCAAGGCAUACCACCGCGUGCACCGCAGGGAGCGAGAGCGCGAUGAGCUCGCGACCAAGGAGGCCAUGGAGGAGGCCGGCGAGCUGGACUCGGACGCGGAGCGCGAGGCGCAGGACCGCCGCCGCGCCCUGGAGCGAGUCGGUCAGCGCCACAAGGACAGCAAGUGGGCCAAGCUCGGCAACAAGACGAAGCGUGCCGUCUGGGACGACGACUUCCGCACGGGUCUGACGGAGAUGGCGCGACGAGACGAGGAGCUGAGGCGUCGCAAGGAGGGUAAGCGCGGCGGCGGGGCGGACGACGACUCGGAUGCGACGAGCAGCUCAGGCAGCGACAGCGACGACGAUGACGAGAAGUUGCGCCGGCAACUGUCGGAGCUGGAGCAAGACGAUGGCGAGCCGCAGUCGAAGCUCAUGUCGAUGAAGUUUAUGCAAAAGGCGGAGGCGGCGCGCAAACAGGAAAACGAUCAGCUGAUCAAGGAUAUCCGAAAAGAGCUCGACGGCGAAGAGGCAAGCGACGACGACGCCAACAACGAGGAAGCUGUCGGCGAGGUCGGCCGCAGGUCGUACGGCGAUCCCAGCACCAAGAUGAAGCCCGUUGCCAUUGACCUCUCCAAAAAGACCAGCAAAAAGUCGCGCGCGCCGCCAACGCAAGAGGACGAUGAGGACGUCGUCAUCACCACGUUCAGCGGCGCCCAAUCCGCCAAUUCUGCGUGGGCUGCUCCCGCCGAGCCUACCACGUCCACGACGGCGGGCGCCUGGUCGCGCGGCGAGCCGCGUCGCAAAUCCAAGAGCGCCCGCGCCGAAGACCUCAACCUCAACGCACACAUUGCCGUAGCCCGACAACCCAAGUCCAAGUCCAAGCCCUCUUCCUCCUUGACCGACGUCGUCGCCAAACGCACCACUAGCGCCACCGCCACCACCGCCACCACUGCCGCCGCCGCCGCCGCCGCCGCCGAUUCCGAAGACGAAUCCGACGACUCUGAGCAGCACCUCCCCAUGGCCAUCCGCGACCAAGCGCUCGUCGCACGCGCCUUUGCCGGCGAAGACGUCGUCGGCGAGUUUGAGCGCGAAAAGGCAGCCAUCGCCGCCGACGACGACGACAAGGUCAUCGACAACACGCUGCCCGGCUGGGGCGCCUGGGUCGGCGAGGGCGUCAGCAAGCGGGAGCUGAAGCGCAACGCGGGGCGCUUCCUGACCAAAGUCGAGGGCGUCAAGCCAAAGAAUCGCAAAGACGCCAAGCUGGCCAAGGUGAUUGUAAACGAGAAGCGCAUGAAAAAGAACAACUUAUACAUGGCCUCGCAGCUACCGCAUCCUUUCGAGACGAGGGAGCAGUACGAGCGCUCGCUAAGGAUGCCGGUCGGGCCCGAGUGGAUGACGAGGGAGACGUUCCAGGCGAAUACCAAGCCGAGGGUGCUGGUGAAGCAGGGCAUCAUCACGCCCAUGUCGAAGCCGACGAGGUGA